Postia placenta MAD-698-R-SB12 is the source of this 2730-nucleotide messenger RNA. RefSeq lists its product as hypothetical. The record is from RefSeq and is a predicted model, not a curated record. The transcript has 6 exons. Lineage: Eukaryota; Fungi; Basidiomycota; Agaricomycetes; Polyporales; Adustoporiaceae. The coding region runs from base 1 to 2730 and encodes 909 amino acids.
AUGCAGCAGGAUGCAUCGUUUCCAUCCCCUGAUGCUUGCAAGGCCAACUCGUCUUCUAAUCUGGGUGAAACGCCGGUCCGCAUCAAGGCGACUCAAAGCGCAUCUCGCAUGAAAUACAAUCCCGCUGCAGCUCGCAGAGCUAUGAUGCAAGAGCUUGGAAGGACCAUACCGGAGGUCGAGAUUGACUUCUUUCAGACACAUUUCCUUCCUCCGCUUCCUGCAGGUGUCGACAUUGACCAGGUAGUCAGGGAGCUCCGCGAAGGUGAUCACAUCAAAGGAAAUCAUUGUGCGAAAUUUCCAGAGGAUCCCAAAAAUUCCUCCCAGUGCGAGGACAGCUGCUUCAAACCUCUCACAGAUGUGGCAACAGCUAUCGCAAAGGUCGCAAGCACGAUGUCACGCAAGAAACAGCUAUUCGAGUUUGCCCAGAACCCAACCAACGCGCCAAAGUCCAAGACGAGGAUGUCGAAAAGUCGCCCAGAUGGAUGUUUCAUCCGCAAGUCAGGGCCUCGGGGUAGGUUCCGAUGGAUGGACAUUGCGCUUUCCGCUCAAUUCAAGAAGGUGGAGAACGCUAAAACUCAAGAUGAUGAUGUUCGAAAGGUUAUCUGGAGCAUGCAUCACUGCAUGCGAGAGGAUGCGAGACGUCGGUUCACCUAUGGGCUCACAAUUGAAAAUAGGACGAUGCGGAUGUGGUUCUGCAGCCGCACAGAGUUGUUUGUGAGCAAGCCAAUUGAUUUCAUUUCAGCACAUCAUGAAGUGGUUCAUUUCUUCGUCGCGAUGAUGUAUGCGGCUGAACAUGAGGCGGGAUGGGAUCCCACAAUGCAAUACGUGCGCAAGAAGAACGGGAAGAACGACGAGCUUGAACUGGACAAAGAAGAUAAACCCCGGCUCGACAUCGAUGUCCGAGAUCAGAAUGGAACAGUCGUACGAUAUCGGACGAUAAGAUGGUUAUCAGACGAUGGCGCAAAUGAUCUGCGAAGCAGGGGUACGCGUGUCUGGGAGGUGUGUAUACUAAGUGACGACGGCGAGGAAGGUGUCGAUCGCUUUGCUCUCAAAGACCAGUGGAUCGAUGCCGAUCGACAACGAGAAGGCAUGAUCAUCGAGCAGCUUCGGAAUGCGAAAACAAAGAAGUCGACAAGAGACAUUAUCGACCGAUCGCUACUCACUGUGGAACGUCACGGAGAUGUCUACGUGGAGGGCAUGCACGAUCAUACCCACAGUCUCAUGACGCGCGAUGGUGUACCGCCCUUGCAUAUUGGCUUCAAAUUCCAACAGAUUCCGGAGGAUGGGGUUAAAGAGACCACUACAACCAAGCUAAGAAAACGAACACAGGCAGGCGUGGGCAACUACCAGACUCCAAAUGAGCUAAGGACCGCCUCUGCGCAGAAGAUCGAGACGUACCAUCCAAAGGUCCAUUACCGUAUCGUGUUCAAAGAGGUAUGCAAGCCGCUUCGCGAAUACACUUCGCUUAAGGAUAUUUUUUAUAUCCUCAUCAAUGCUGCAGGUGCACUGAUAGCCUUGCAUGAUGUUGGAUGGGUGCAUCGUGACAUGAGCAUAGGCAACCUCCUGGGUUUCGUUCUCAAUGGAGUGCUGUGUUGCAAGCUGUCAGAUCUCGAAUAUGCCACGAUGCUGGGUGAUAGUAUGGGCCACGAAAUCCGGACUGGCACUAGAUCCUUCAUGUCAGUCGAAGUCUACGACCUUGAGUACAGAUUCCUGCCAGAAUCACAGGGAGCACAGCCCAAGCCACCUCCCAAAGUAGCGAUCCUAGACCGGAUUAAAUCCAUACAACUUGGCAAACCUGAAAACAACGAUAUGCCUGUCCGCAAAAAAGGCCGCACCGUGAAAGGCCGCACCGUGCCCUUCCGGUACAACCCCCUUCAUGAUAUUGAAUCCCUUUGGUGGGUGGCAAUAUACUUCGUCUUGAACACAUCGGUGGUCAAGGUCGGUGGCGAACCCCCAUCCAUGGACGCGUCGCAGCGGGGACACUACUUCAGUCAGAAAAUGUACACCGAGUUUUUGGCCAGAUCGUCGCACGCAAGAUUUAUGGCGUUACGGUACGAGACUGACCUGAAGAAGCAAAUGGUCUAUUUACACACUGCCAUACGGGGGAUCGCUAUCAAGCUCAACGAGAUCAGGGAGCAACUAGUCAGCUGUUAUUUAGAGGCUGAGCAGGAUCUAGGCGCAAUCGAUCACACAGUCGGCCACGACCUCCUCUAUAACGUCUUCAUAACAUUAUUUGGAAAGAUUAUUAGCAAGCUCCAGGAAAAGGACAUUCAGACCGACAUUCUACGCAAUGAUCCACGUCAACAUGUCGAGGACCCGUUCGAGAUCCCGUCUGCCGACGGUCAAAACAGCGUUACCGACGGCAAUGGUCCCGCUAAUGACGAUACAGAAGAAAAUUCAGACGGAGGUGACCAGGGAUCCGCCCUCGCAGCUCUAACUCGAGAGGUGAGCGUCGGAGACAUGACUGAAGAGGCAACUGCCAAGGAUGAGCCCCUUGUCGAAGGACGCUCUACUCGUCCGCAGCGCAAGCGUGCUCCUCCCGUCCGAUAUGGGUCACAGUCCAAUGUGCAGAAGGGCACGACGCGCAAGACCGCGUCAUCGUCAUCAACUCUGACUACCGCAACACAGGCUGCGACGGGCCAAUCAACCUCACGGACUACGUCUAACACCAAGGCGACGACAAGGUCUAGCACGAAGGCCAAGACGAAGACGAAGAGAAAUACGAAGUAG